Strongylocentrotus purpuratus (purple sea urchin) is the source of this 2388-nucleotide messenger RNA. RefSeq names its product protein RD3. The record is from RefSeq and is a predicted model, not a curated record. The coding region runs from base 817 to 1434 and encodes 205 amino acids. NCBI's taxonomy places the organism in Eukaryota, Metazoa, Echinodermata, Echinoidea, Camarodonta, Strongylocentrotidae. The transcript has 2 exons.
GAGCUAGAGAGCUCGAUACUUCCGGGUUUUCCAACAACGAUACUUGCGAGCUGCUCGGGCGGUGAGAUAAAGAGAUACACAUACUGAGAAGAGCGCCAGCCAGUGCUCGCUAGCUUGAGAAAUAGCAAUCUUGUUCGAGUUGUAGAAUUGACCAACUCAUAUUCCCUCUCUCUCUCUCUCCCUCUCCUCGCUUACGUAGGAUUUGAGGGAUGAACAUGAAUGUAAAGAGAGAUACCUGAUUGGCUAAUAUUGGGAGUGGACUGCAUUAAUAAUAUGUAGCUAUUCUAUUGAGCGGUGAUGAUUCAGCCAGUGAUUUGUAAAUUUCUUACUUGAUCUCGAGGGAACUAUCAUUAUUAACUACGGAGUGUACAUCGGGGGACACCCUGCUUGGUCGGCAGCCGUAACUAGGAAACACCCGCUGGAUCGUUAUACAAGUCGCUGCGAAACUUUGGUGGUCAACAUUUGCCUCUGCCUCUGGUCUUGCCAGCAGGCCGAGUUAGUUAAUCUCAGAUUUAAAUCUUAGAUUAUCUUCAUUGUUCUGGUUUUCACCUCCACAGUAUCGAUAACACCAUUGAAUUUUGUCAACUUGAAUUCAGAGACAAAGAUUCAGAUAGAGACCUAUGUCUGUGCUGUGUGUUCAGUCAAGCAUUAACCUUGCCAUCCAAAGCUGAGUUGUGACUGUGAUGUGAGUGACCUAAUUGAAGCAACGAAGAGGAUGGAUCAAUGAGUUACAGAAGAAGAUUAUAAAUCUACUGAAAUUCGUUUUACCAGACAUUGUCAACUUGCAGCAGAUCCUUCAGACAGGAUGUACUUAACAUGACCAAGAUGUCGUUGACCGGUCUCUUCAGGCAAGAUCCUCGGAUCCCAGCCAAGACAGAGGGCGCCGUGGUACGAGAGUGCAUCUUCAAUGAACUUGAGAGUCAGAUGAAAGAGGUACAGCACCAGCAGUGGCAGCAUGAUCAGGAUGAGAAACAGCGUAAGCAGACGGUAGACUAUAGCUGGCUCGUCAGCACCCAACCCAAGUAUUAUAUCAUCCCUCAGCUCCAGCAACUCGAGCUUGAGGACCUCUGUAGCAAGAUGAAGGCGUGUGAAACGGGGAGGAUCAUUUCACGCUUCAGGGAGCUUCUCACUAGGCAGCCGGAAGUGAAGGAGGUGCCACAGAUCUUGAAAGCCAUCAUCGAGCAGGUGCUGCAGGAACGACCGCCGGAGGAGACAAUCACAGACUGGAUGUGGAAAAAGACAAAUAACCUGACCAAAGUCAAACAAAAUAUCCGUGUGCAUCCGUUGGCAAGCGUGUCGGAGCAGGUAGACAGACAGUAUGCUCAUACCAGGAGUCGUAGAGCCAUUAGUGUGCCAGAGUUUGGGAACAGUGCAACACUUAGGAGUAGAUCGUUACCAGAAUUUUGUGCCAACAUGGAUAGUUUACCAGUAUAGUAAUGAAUGAUGUACCUUUGCUAUAUAAUCUAUUGUAUUUUUUCUGUUUGGUUUUGAUAACUACGUGUUUGUGUGUGACAUUUUUUUUCUUUUCCCUCGAAUAUUGUGUUCAUUUUUUAUGUUACAAUAUUUACUACCAUGAUUUGGGUCUGUUUUAAUUCAUUAAGUUAUUUUCAAUAGGUAUUUUCCCACCCUGUUCUUAUUCUUUCAACUUCAUCAACUACCAAAGUCACACCAUUAUCGAAAUCAGUAUUGAUCAAAAUGUUUGUGUAGUAGCGAUGCCGGUAUGAUGACAAAUCACAUAUAAAGCUGGCUUGAUCAAAUCAAAUGGCAGGGAAAAGACGGGAAGUAGAUCCUCAUCAAUAUCCACCAAUCAAUCAAGGCUCAUCAGCUUCAUAUUCCACCCCAGUGCGUUGAAGGGUUAUUUCCAUAUAGAAUGAGGAUGAUCACUGACCUAAAAACCACAAACUUGGGGAUUGCAUUAUGGUUCAUUCUAUUAAAUUGGCUGGACUGGGGGUAUUUUUAUAAUGUCUCCAUCAGCCCUGAUCAAUCCAUUCAAUCUACGGUAUCUUUCAUCCACUUGGCCUCCAUAAUAGAUGGAUAUCAUGAAACAAGCAUCUAAUGUUUGAUAGUUUCUCAGGUCAAGCAAAGGGGCAAUCUGUUCGGAAUCGUAUUCAUGAUUCAAGGCUCUUUUUAUUUAAAACGAUAUCAGGCCAUUUUACUAAAUGAAACAUUUAUGUCUCAGUCAGGCUGAUUAACACAUACCGUAUGCAGGUGCAAGAAGAGUUAAUUAACCAGUUACAGAAAAACCCUUUUGGAGAAGGAGUAAUUUUAUAUAAAUUAUUACAUGUGUUAUUUUUUGCUACUUUUUAGUAUUGUUACCUUCGAAUCUCUAUGAUGUAUUAUAAAAUUAAAGAAGUAAUUAAAUGUACAUUUACAUGUAUUACAAAAGAA